Molecule: messenger RNA, 381 nt
Organism: Iphiclides podalirius (scarce swallowtail)
Lineage: Eukaryota; Metazoa; Arthropoda; Insecta; Lepidoptera; Papilionidae
Source: the annotation of a GenBank genome assembly
AUGAUCGUACCUAUUGUAACCAGCAGCCUCUACUCGGAUGAGUCGAAAAUAAAUAACUCUAACUAUGGAUGCUGUCUAUUGAAGCGCGUUCAACGCGUCAAACCUGCCCCGGGCUCCCCGUACUGUUUAGAAGAACGUGUUAUACACGUAUCCGGUCGCAAUGAGGCCGAGCACGAGCAGGCACAGCAUAAUCAUUAUCUUCUUCUGCACAGGGGAGAAACACGAAAAAAAAAAUUAGUAGUUGGACAGUGGCGGCGAGCCAGUGGACGCGUGCGGCGCGUCGCUGGCUCGCCGGCUGGCCGAGUUAGUUUUACCUUCGGGCGUUGGGCGUUGCGUUACUUCGCCUGGUGCCCCUCUCAGCCGGUGAACUGGCUCGACACG